Molecule: messenger RNA, 11642 nt
Organism: Porites lobata
Lineage: Eukaryota; Metazoa; Cnidaria; Anthozoa; Scleractinia; Poritidae
Source: the annotation of a GenBank genome assembly
AUGGCUUCCAACGAAAAAGACGAUUUUGAAAACGACUGGACCUUUGUCGACAGAGAAGGCAAAGUUGACAUUGAGGUACGUGCAUUGCAUCACUGUGGUUCGAUAAUUUGUAGUGUCUGCAUAUGCUGUUUUUACAGAGCAUUUCUGAAAAUGUUCGAAGCUUAACGACUCUAUUUUUUCUUAUUAUGGGAAAUCAGUAAAACUGUAGUUAAGCAAUUUACCGCAAACGCGAGAGAAACAACCCGGCGCGGCAAUAUUUAGCUCGCGAAAUGAAACAAGCUAAAUAGAGUUCAUUUGCGUUUUCAUGUGUGCAGUCUUACACAGAAAGUACAUUCAGCCUACUACGUGCAUUUUGUGCACCUAUAUUUUUCCUGCGGCAGCCGCCAAUUCAUGGCUGUUUGUUUACAAAAUGUACCCAGCUUUUUUAAAUUUGCAAUUUAAAACAGAUCGACGCGUACUUUCCCUUUGCAUGCCCGUUCGUUCGCUUGUCAACAAUAGAUCACGUGGUCAGCUGGCUCUUGUCACCUGUGGUUACAUAAGCCACAUGUUCACUUAAAAUAAACACCAGUAUUCAUUGGUGUGUAUUCGUUAUUUUGUAAAUGUUUAAGCCUUUGGGCAGUUAUCUUGCAACAAGACUAUGAUUGGUAUUAAUCAGAGCAGAAAGUUAUUUUCAAUACAUGUCAUAAUACUUUUUGAUACAUGGACUUUGACAUUAGGAUUAAUUAAAGAUAUUUAGUAUUUAGAUGUAGAUUAGUGUUGUUAGUCACUAAGAGAUUUUGGGAUUUCAGUUAUAGUGAAUUGCCAAGGAAAAAAACAGACUACUUUAAAUUCAUUUGUAUCGUCUUACCCCAACGUGUGGCCUAUUUUGUCAUGACAAGGGAGCUGUAUGUUGUCUACUAAUAUUAUUGGACAAAAACCCAUCCAUGGUUUUUUGUGCCAUCUUGGUUGGGGACAAAUACAGCUUUAAUUACAGUUGAAUGUAUGGAGUUUUGGCUGACUUUCAGCCCAUGACACUUCAUUCUAAAAUUUCUUCUAUCUAAAUUAAGAUCUUUAAAAAGGCUUUUUUUGCAAGUUUCUUCUUGUCAAGUAAAGUGAACAAAACCAAACUGUUGUAGCAAAAGAAAAAAGAAACUUAAAACUUCAGAUAGUUGUUCUCUAUAUUGAAAUAUCAAAAUUGAUCGUGAAGUGAGGAGUUGUCAAAUUUGGUUAUUGUUUUCUCCAGUUUCAAUUCUUGCACCAGCACUGUUGCUAAUCAGUCAGUGAUACAAUGAUAUUGGUCUUGCUAAUACUUUACUGCUGAAUAGUGACUUAUCUGGUGGAUGUGUUGUGAUUUGCUUUAAACUUUGGUUUAAAUGGUAAUGUGUGAUUUCGACUUUGAAAUGAAGGAAAAUAAUAUUUAAAACCAAGGAUGAAAUUGAAUCAAAACAUGUAUACCUAAUUCAAUUAAGGUUGCUUUAACAAUAGAUCAUUGGAAAUUGGGCAUUUGGGUGUUUGGAACUCUCUACAAUAAUUUGCUGGAGUGAUUAAAAAUUUGUAAGUGACAGCUAAACCUAAGGUCACUGAAAACUUAAAAAGGUCACAGAAAAAGUCAUGGAAAGUCCUGGAAGUUGAGGAGUGUAUAUGCAUUAUCCAAAAUUUUUUAACCAGUGCUAGUUGAGUGGCAUAGAUUAGAUGCAAAGAAAUCCUCUAAAAUUUUGAAGGUUUGUGGAUCAAAGGUUAAAAAAAGUUUAAAGGCUUGUUUAUUGUGGAAAGUGCACUUAGCUUAUCCAGCUAGGUUACAGGCACUUCUCUCAAAUACUUAGAAAUAGAUAAUUCAAAUGCAACAUAACAGGAUUAAAAACCCCAACUAGCAGGAGGCAACCAGUUGGCUAUGUACAAACUCGGCGAAAGAUUUGAACUUGGGAUGACCAAGAACAAAUCCAGCAAGUGGCCAGAGUGGGACUCGAACCUGGGACUGCCAGAUUGAGAGUCCAAGGCACUGACCGUCUGGCCAUGCUGCUGUCAGGAAAAUUCUAAUAGAAAUACUGUUUUAGUAAUUUUAGCCAUGUUUGCUUUCCCAAAAAAGGUUAUGGAAAAAGAUGUUGAUGGGUCGUAUCUAACAAGCAUUGUUAUUAACUUUCUUGCAGCCACGGAAGAAUUCUGUGUCUUACUCAAAACCACUGCAAGCAAAAGAUGAGAUUCUUGUUUCUCCUACUGAAGUCCCUGAUAAGGAUGACAGUGAGGGGGAGGCAGAAUUUGAGGUGCUAACUGGAUUUCAGUGUCAUCCGCCAUCAAUUGAAGAGCUAGCAAGCACUCAAGAUUUGCAAAGAGUUGAGAGUAAUGAACAGUCAGCUGAAAAUAGUGACAUUUAUGGUGAGAAGUCAGAAGAUCAACGUGUUCCAGUCCAACAGAAUGGCUGCCAGUGUGCUGCUGAUGAUGGCAUCAUGAUCAUCUCUAAUCACUUUUGUAGGAAUGAUGAGACUGACUCCACAAGUAAUGAUGACGAUGUUGAUAUUCCAGUAAACCUUCAAUGUGAACAAGACUGCACUCAAGAAAAUCGGCCAUCUUCUUGUGCCAUUACAGCAACUACUGAUGGUUGGGAAAACCCACCUCAGCUCUCAGAAAGUGGCUCUUACUCAUUUCCCAGUGACUCGAACAGCUCAGAGGAAGACAAUGAUAUUGAGCCUAUUCCAGAAGAGGACAGCAGCCAAGAUUUUGUUGAAUUAGGCCAUGAUGCGGACUCCCUUGAUUCAAUGGUUGACUCUAAGAACAGCUUGUUUUCAUUUGACAGUGACUUGUUUAACCCAAGUGAUUUAGAUGAAGAUGUUUGCAAGGGAGAAGAUGAUACUGCAGACAUUGUAAAGCUUUCUGAGGCUGGUGAGAGUCUUAAAGAGAGUGACCAAAAUGAAGGGGAGAGUACAGAUAUAACUGAGGACCUUCAUGUGACAACAGACAACUGUAGCUAUGUUUCCUUUGAUCUUCCAACAUUGUUUCUUCUUUUGGGCAUAACCACCGCUCUUGGUUUCAGUAUUGGAUACGGUAAGACUUACACAAUAUUUAAAGUAAAUAAUAUUUUUUGGUGAGGUAACAACCAAUUUUACUUGUCUGACCAUGUUUGUGAAAAUGUCAUGUGAAAGUAGUGACUUCUGUCAUUUUAAUUUAAUUUUAAAUGCUUCCUGGCUUAUCGCGGGCAUUUAGUAUAUUAAAGUAAACUGUGUAAACUCAGGGAUUUGAUGUGCAACAAGGCUGGCCAAGAACUUUACACAUUUGACCUUGAAAAUGACUGAUGCACAAGGAAAGCAAGAAACAUUAUUUCAUUCUCAGAUAAUUUAAUCUGUGAUUGCCUGUAAUCAUCAAACAAAAUAAAAAGUUGUCAUAACAAAACUUGGCAGCUCCUUGUUUUGUAACCAUGUGUAUGUGAUAAAACAUUGUUUUUUGUUUAACUUGGCAGGAUUAAGUGUCUACAUUAGUAGCCAAGCCUUGGAGGUGACUGGAAACGUCAAGAGACCUGGACCCAAGACAGCCUCACUUCCCCUUACCUCUGACUCCAUGGAACCUCUGGAUGAAGUAUCACGUGAUUUCUUGGAUCAACUAACAAUGUGGAAAGUUGAAGACCGUCUUGACUCCCAGAGAGACCCAGAACCUGAAAAUGACUUGGGAGACUUAUUUGACACUAAAGCACUGCAUGAGAAACUUCAGCAGAAACACUUUAGACUCACGAGCUUGCACGAAAGUGUGAAACAGCGUUUGCGCAUGAGUAGAGUUAUGUCAUGGUACUGGCGUCUUAAGUAUGAGGAGGAGAAAUCGAAGAAGGAAGGAGGUGGUAAAUGGAACAAGGCUUUGCAAGAACAGCUGGAACACAUGGAACAGCUCUACUUGCAUGAAAAACACACUGCUGAUCUGUGGCGUCGUAUGAAUGAAAAUGCAAAACUGCGCCGUGCAGUGGCAAAUGGCAUCAAGUUUGACAAGUAAGAGCUGAUUCAAGAAGGGUUUUCUGUAAUAAUUAUUUAUUCAACAGUGCAGCAGAAGAGAAAAUGGCUAUAGAUUUUUAUUAACAAAGGAGCCAAAUUAAAUUUGGUGUGAUAAAUUGCCAUGAGCAAGUUUUAUUAUGUACAUUGUAAUGAUGAAGGUUGAAUCACUUUGGGCAUUAUUUGUGCAACAAGUUGUUUAUUUCUGAUAAGCUGCCCGUGCUCAGUUCAGCAACUUAAAACUUUUUUUUUUAUAAAUUUCCUUAAAAUUAUUUUAAUCUUUUGACAGCUUUAUACCUGCACUAUUUAUGAUCUUAGGUAUUACAAUAUUCCAAUAUAAUGCUCAUUUAGGGGUUAAACACUUUUAAGUCCCAAGAGUGACCAGUGUCAAUUGUAUAGAGUUUCGCCUAUCAAGGUUCCACUAUACUAACACUACAAUUUUUGACAUCCCAGAUACUGGAAGGAUUUUCUAAAUCGAUGGAAAAAAUCUGAAGACAGAGGUCCUGUAAAUGAGAGUCAAAAAUUGACACACCCUUCGGAGGUUGACAAAAACCCGGAAGAGGAGUUAUCGGCGAUAAAAGCUAAAGAACUGGAGCAAAAUGAACGCAGCAGUUCACGCGUGCAUGACAAUAUGUGGAGAGAAUUUAGAGACCGCUGGACAAAGGACUUGCGGUUAAAGGGACGCAAAAAAGAAAUUUCUUCAGUGAGUACUAAGUGUGCUUCUGAUGACCCUGAAGAAAAGAACUAUCUGUUACGGUUGUCUGGCAAAGGUUCUGUGACAAAAGUAUCACAGGAAACAAAGAUCUCUCCUUGGUAUACUCCGAUAUUUAUGGAAGGCCUAGUUAAGAGGUCAGUGGAAGAUGCGAGUAAGAAUCAUGAUCACGAAGACGACAAAGUGGUAACGCCACUCAUCAAACAUAACGUAGAAAACCAGGAUAACGGUGAGGAAAAAGCGAAAGAGUUCACAAAGGGUCCUCAGUUUGAUAACCCGCUGUUUCCUCGUGAAUCUGUGUCUUGGUUUCACGAUAAAACUCCGCGUUCUUUGAAAGCAGAUUCUGCAGAACAAUUGAGAAUGCCUGCAGAUAGACUACCCCUGACGGAAACUUACGUUCAAGGCUUUUGGUGUCCAAAAAGGGCAGGGGAAGCUGAAAAGGUGUCAAGAUACGUUUUGGGAAACGCGAUCAGCAGUUUAAAGAAAGUAAAAACUGAGAAGCGUCGUGUGUCUGACCGUGGCAGGAUUAAUGGCGAAAAAGACACUGCCGCUCAGAGCUUUGGAGCUUUGAAAGCAACCAAGGUUUAUCGGAAAGAUGAGGCAAAUGUGCAGCUACAGCGGUUGCUCACAGAACAAAAAAAAAUGCUCCGAAAUUUAUCUAAAGAUCGAGGAGAAGAGAUACGCAAGCACAGGAUCCAACGACGCGAGCUAAAGAAAAAAGAAAAAAAAGCAAAGCUGCGUGUCGAAGAAGCAGAUCGCUACUUGUUGAAGUUAAAACAAGAAAGGCGUGGUUUAGAGAUCGAGAAGAAGAAAUUACGACGCUCCUGGAAAGCGCUCGCGCGCAGUAAAAAGAAGUUAUCUGUGGAAAGAGAAAUUCACGAGAAAGACAAACAAGGACUUGAGAAAUUCAUUGCGGCCCUGAAGCAGGAAAAGCAAAAACUAAAGAAGCUGAAAACGAGGUUGAAAAAGAUGAAAGAGUUGUUAGCGAAACAGUCCGAAUUGUUGAAGUUAAAAAAGAAAACUUUAGAUGCGAAUAAGAAGAAAGAAGUAGAAAGGUUAAGGAGUGAGAUCACCCAAGAGAAAGACAAAUUACGAAAACAACAAAAAGUGUUAAAAUCUUUAAAGAAAGCUGUCAAGGAGAAGUAUAAGAAAUGGUCGAGGGAAUUACGUCAAAUGAAAACUGAGAAAGAGAAGCAGAGAAGGAAGAGAGAACAAGCUAAAAAGAGAAAAAAGGCAAAGAAGAAAGGGGAGAGAGCAGAAACAGAGCAACAACAAAAGCAAGAAUAUGAGUCUGUUGUUCGGGAGCAAGCGAAGUAUGAUAAAGAAAAACGAAGGAGAAAAGGAGAAGCAAGCGAAACUGAAAAUGAAAAGAUGACAAAGGAAAACUGGAAGAAAAGUGAUGAUCACACGAGCGGAAAAGAAGGCGAACAGAGUAGAGGCUCCCAGGCAAAGACGGAAGGCUGUCAUCGUGAAGCCUUUUUUAGGCAGCAGUUGGAAAAAGUCAAAGAAUGGCUGUCUAGAGUUCGAGAGAAAACGCUAGAAAGGCAGCAAAAGACAUUCUCACAAAUGGAAAAUCUUAAACAGUGGUUGUCCGGGGUUCACAAAAAGACGUUUAAAAAAGCUGAAGAGUUCCACUGGAGAACUUUGUUUAUGCCAUCAAUAUUCGGUGCUAAUCGCGGAGCGGAAACGCCUACGCGGAAUGCGGGUGAACAGGAUAAAUUUCAAGGAAAGGAGUUACAGAACGAUAAAACAUCAGAGGACAACGAAGAAAAUUCUAGAAGUAACGUUGAAGCUAGGCAGGAUCAUCCCCGCAAACUUAGCUACUGGGAAGCUGGAAAGAAAGAACUGCAAAAGCUGAUGUUUGGAAUAGAGCAACGCGAAUUUGAACGGAAAGAAAACGAGAAAAGGGAGGUGACUGUUAGAAAUUCGGAGUUGGCGAGAGUUUCGGAGGACAGGGCUUUAGCAGGUUUCUUGAACUUAACGUUAGAUAUCGAUCUUGUUAAAACAUUGCUGAAAGGACUGGAACGCAAAGAUAAAACAACAAGUGAUAACGUUAGAGCGGCAGAUAGCAGGUCGUUUAUAAUAAUCUCGAAAGAAUCGGAUGAUAUCCGCUCUAGCGGAGACUCCUCUGAUGUUCUGAAGAAAAAAAUGAUGGGCAAAAACCUGAAAUGCGCUAAAGGUCAUCCUUGGAUGCUUCAAGGACCUACCGAGACCGGGCUUAGCCAAGAGCAAGACAAAGAUUGGACCCGAAAGGAAACGCCCGAGGGCCCAAUACCACCCGAAGGCAUCCGAUUGUCUUCAAAAGAAUGGUACGAAAAACGGCACAAGGUGAAAACUAGAAGACAGGAGGAAGUAGGCGCUCAAGGUCCUGUCUUGUCGGACGUGAGAUCGGGUGAUGCGAGAGAUCGUCACAGGGGUUAUGCUCAAGACAAAGUUUGUAUUUCCGAUGAUACAGAAAAAGAGGAGUCUAUUCCACCUCCUGAUUGGGUGUUUCAACGUGCUCGGGAACGCGCCAAGGAACGUGCCGAUCAGUGGUCUGUUCCGUGGUACGAUUUGCGGGCUCAAAAUCGUAACUCUCAGCGAAGCAAGGAUGAACACAAUACCCAGUUUCCGUGCGGUCACCACUGGGAGCCUCAAGAUGAGCCCGCGUCUUUCUCAUGGUAUGAUCAGCGGGCACAAGAGCGAUGUUAUCAACGCAACACUGAUACACAUGACACCCAGUUCCUGACUGAUAGGAAAUUUAAACAUCGUAAUGAACAGCGGUCUGUCCCAUGGUAUGAUCGGCGGGCUCAAGAGCGAGACCAGCAACGUUCCUCUGAUAAACAUGAAACUCAGUUUCCCUGUGGUCAGAAACAAAAGCGCGGCCAGAACUGGUUUUUCGAACGAGCCAGUGAUCGUGCUCAUCAGCGGUCAAAUUAUGUCCCGUGGUAUUUUCGCAGAGCAGACGGGCGGCAGUCGCAGCGCCGAGAGGAACUGGAUCCAUGGUUAGUAGGAUCUGGACACUACAGGGAUCAUUUCCGUGAUUGGAUGCCACAAGGACCUUCCAUGGAUGAGCACUGCUGACAUUUAUAGGAUUGCUUUUAGUAAUUAAUGCAAGGUGGUGAGUUCAAUGUUGAAUGAGGUUUCGCAUAAUAGUGGUAAAUUGCGCAGACUGGGCUGACUGUUGCGUUAGCGCGUUAGAUUGAAUGCAAUCAACUCCGGAUACCGUUGAGACCUGCACCUAGAGAUUUCGGCUGAGUUGGAUGUGACGUAUGAACAUGCAUAUGAAAAUUUCUAAGUGAGAAUUAUAAAUCCGUUAGAGUUCAGGGGCCCGUUUCUCGAAAGUCCCGGUAACUUUACGGGCCCGAAAUCAAAUAUUCAAAUCGAAAUAUAAAGAAUAAGAGCGCGGGUCCUGGCUAGCAAACAACUCCAUUUGUUUCAUUACUGAUAGUUUUAUCAUGUUAGAUGCAAAACUAUUGAAACCUCGAUCUUUAAUGUAAACGGAGACAGCUUACCGGGCCCGUUAAUUAUCGGGACUUUCGCGAAACGGGCUCCAGUUUCUUUAUUUGUUAGCACAUCUAACAUUUAUCUUUUAAUAGUUUUCAAUUCGAAAUCAUAGGACUCUUGGUUUUGUGAUAGCACUUCUGAAAACUUUUUCGUCAAAGUGAAAACCAGCAAAUAGAGUCGAACAAACGUUAGUGACCAACUCUACGGUGUAGGUGUUUGUUUUUGAAAGGUGUCCGUCUUAUAGAGGUGUCCAUUAGCCCUUCAAGUCUCCGUACUGGCCAGCAACAUGUUUCUCCUAACAACAUCAAUAUGGAGCGUUUCACUCACGUGGCCAGCAUCUAUGCUAAUUUAUUGGACCAAAAGAAAGCAUUUACAUGACAAAAGAGUUCAACCCCCAGAGGAUUUUCUUGGGACACCAACAUGGCCUCCGUUUCAUUGUUUUGGAACACCAAUAUGGCCGUCGUGACGUCAUGUGAAAACGCUCUAUAGCAUCAAGAACACAAGGUUAUGAGAAUUAAGAAAAUGAUCUUUUUUUAACCAGUUUUAUAAGCCAAAAAACAUUAUGGAGGUCAGUCUGGAAAUGUGUCUGUGGAUAUAGGCGCUUGAAGGGUUAAAAGAGAGUUGACUGUAGUUGCACUUGGAAAAUGAGGACGAAAGUGAUCACUUGAAGUUAAGAACUCUCCUUAUUUAACAGUUAAUGAAUGAGGCUGAGUAUCUUAUGAAGAAAGGCGGAUAACACCCUCCGAGAUCUCCAUAAUUCUUCAUAUGAUAUGAAAGCCGAAUUCAAUAACUGUUCUGUUAUUCAUUAAAAAUAAUUCCUAGUUUAAAAACACAGCUAAAACAUGCUUACCUCCAUCGAUCCGUCGAUGUUCAGUUCUUCUUCGAUAGUGUACGUUUAGGUUUUUCCAGCUCCGCAAAUAUUCUCCAAAUAGCAGAUGUCGCCCUUCGAGUUGUCUUCUUGCUGUUCUUGCCAUGUUUUAGCUAUUUUUUCGCUUAGUUCUUACUCUUGAAACGAGUGAAAUGUCCGUCAUUUUUUCAAGUUCACAACCAAAACAACUCAACCUCGUCGCCAGGUCUUCUCGGUUAACGGUUCCUUAGCCUGCGAAAACGCUGCAUUUUUGACGUCAUUUCCUCGUUAAAGUCAAAUUUCUUCCAAAUUUCGUCAUCAGCAACUGGUUAUGGUGAAUUAAACGUGUGGUUUUAGCCAAUCAGAAUCGGGGAAAUAUUUUGAAUGAAUAAUAACAAUGUUUUAUGAACGUUUUGCUGAGAAACGCCGUUUGAAGCUUGUCGAGUGGUUUUCUGGUCACUGUCGUGCUGAAACUUACCACAAUGCCGUUUGCAGGUCGUACACUUCGCGGCCUUCUGAUCCAGUUGCAAAAUAUUAGCUUGUGAAGUUCGGGCAUGCGCAGAAAGCAAAAUUUAGAGUUCUGGGGUUUAAAAGUGACACAGCAAUCGUGACUUUUACUUUUCGCUUUCUCUCCUCCUCUCUUUUUUCGAUUUUCUUGCCUCACUUUGUUUCUUUUGCUGGGCAUUUAGUAGGCUUUAUUUUGGUGGGAAAAGUUUUUAGGAAAGCUUUUAGGAUCUUAGGAUUAGGUGAAAGAAAAGGGUAGGUGGGCAGUGGAACAAGAUUUUCAUGGCAAUAUUCGGGUCAAUGUCUCAUGGUUUUUUUGCCUUUUUCUCCGGUGUCCUUGACCGAAUUGUGCUCAUUCUGGUAUGGUUUGAAAGAUCUCUUCACUCUGCACGCAGUAGCGGACAAAGUCGCCCUUGUCCAUCGCCUGAUGACGUCACAAGCGGUAGAAGGGACGUGGAUCCGCACGGGCGGCUCAGGGGCGAAUGGGUUAAGUUGGACUAUUUUUCUCUGGUAUCUCCUAGUGGGAUAUCUUGUAGGAGAGUUGCGGGGUUGUCUCACCUCACCUUUUUCCCUUUAUGGUAGUGUGCACUCAGAUCGUGCCACCUUUAAUUUUGUUGAUCAUCCAGUCACUGUAAAUAUCCUUUUUUCAGAAUGUACUGCAAACGGUGUGCGAAGGCGGAUGAUUCGUGUCAGUUUCUGGUUUCCGCUUUACUUAUGUUCUGUUCAGGAAAAGUUAAAAUGUACGCUAGAGUACACUUCAGCAUGGAUUCUUCUUUCUUAUGGACGCUCGUCUAGUUUCAGCUUACUAUGAAUUGCAACAUUUUGUACUGGAUUACGGAAAUGAUCAUUUUUCUACCUAUAUCAGGUUUUUUUUGUUUUGCUAUAGUUUUUUGUUACAUGGUGACUUUAUUCAGUUCUGUAUGGUUAGAGGCUCGACUAUCCAAUCAAAAACUGAAAAAUCGAGAUAGAACUGUCCCAAGCUCGGUGUCGAGUGACGUAAGAGACUCUCUAGGGUUCACUAUUUCGCGCGGUCACGUAGUCUGAGCGAGUUUGUGUCGCCCAGCCGUUCGUCUCGGAUACUUCUCCAAAACGUCCUGGUAAGAUGUCGUACAGGGACACUGCGAGAGGCUCCUCAGUAUUCUUGCAAAGUAGGCUAAAAAUAUGAAAGUAUAUUCACAGAAGCACAAAAUUUCGUUUGAACGACGCAAAAACGUAUCUUCAUUCUUCAAGCUUUGAGCGAACUAGUAUAAUCAACGGCGUUCGCGCUGUUGGAACUUGAGAAGACUCGAAAUCGGUCCCUGGUCUUUUUUGUUUUUUCGUAAAUCAAGUUUAAGUUCGCUUCUUUACUCACUCGUCAGUUUCUGUUUCUGUUGAAUUAGGUCACUUAUUAGGAGAGGUCAACGAGUUAUUUAAAGGAUAACCCGUUGAGUACUGACGAACUUCUCAAUUAAGUUUACCUACCCGUCAAUUUUUCUUUUUCUGUACUUAAUAAGCCGAAUUACGAAUGAUAGUCGUAAGCAAAAAUCGUACCGUCUAAAUCGGCCUUAAGUCUGUUACUUAGUACGCCUAUGUCCACACUAUACCGGAUACGCUAUAGCCCGGUUUCGCAUAAACACCUAUCAAUUGUGUGACUCUCGUAUUUAGAGAUCGGCGCGGCGCGGCGCUGCUUCGCUUUGUUUUAGGAAUCGCGCCGAAAUCACCGUUCUUAUGUGUGAACAGAAGCUCUAUCCGGUAUAGUGUGAAUCGAACAUAGCCUAAGACUGAUGUUAAAGACUUUGUGGAAAACAUCAGGAUUGGAGUAUUCAGAUAAGGUCUAAAUCUUGCUUUUUACCCGAGUGAGAAGAACUCCUCUGCGCAGUCUGCCUCGUUCCAAGACGUCUCUCGCGCGUGCGCAAAGGAAGGCGGGAAGGAGACAACGGGAGAGACUGUCUGCCGUCUGUACCCUUCCCAUGGUCCCUUGCGGCUCAUCGCCAGUCGCUCGCCUCUACCUUGCGAAAAACGAAGCGCCUGAGGAGGAGGCUGUCUGCGCAAUACUGUACAGUACAACCUUGAUAUAAGGAACCUCUAUUUAACGGGCAAUAUAACAAAGUCCUUGGUAUAACGAUGUUCUUCUCCUCAGUAAUAGUAAACACGAGGAUAAGGACGA